UCACACCCCAGACCACCCAACAACCAACGCCACACGGCACCACCGCCUCGAUUCUCCUCUCACCAUACCCACCUUCUGUCUAAGUCUCUUCAACCUCUCAACUAUCGCUUCACCCAGAUAACCCGCCACCAUGUCCGAGCGAAAGGUCCUAACCAAAUACUACCCCCCGGACUUUGAUCCGAGCGCUAUCACGCGCACCCCGAAACAUCUCCGGAAAACCGGCCCGAAAGUCAUCACGGUCCGCCUCAUGGCUCCCUUCUCCAUGAAAUGCACUAAAUGCGGCGAAUUCAUCUACAAAGGCCGCAAAUUCAACGCGCGCAAAGAAACCACCGAAGAGAAAUACUUCUCGAUCCCGAUCUACCGAUUCUACAUCCGCUGCACGCGAUGCAGCGGGGAAAUCACAUUCCUAACGGACCCCAAGAACAUGGACUACCGGGCGGAAAAGGGCGCGAAACGGAACUUCGAGCCGUGGCGGGAUGCGAAAGCGGAUAACGCGGACGAGACGGAGCAGGAGAUCUUGGACAGGUUGGAGAGGGAGGAGGGGUUGGAGAGCGAGCAGAUGGAGCGCGAUAAGAUGGCCGAGCUGGAGGAGAAGAUGAAGGAUAGUAAGCGGGAGAUGGCGAUUGCGGAUGCGUUGGAUGAGAUUCGGACGCGGAAUGCGAGGAUUGAGAGGGGGGAGGCGCUGGGGGAGGAGGUUUUGGUGAGGGAUAGAGAGGAGAGGGAGAAGGGGGAGGAGGAGAUGAGGGCGGAGAGGGAGGAUGAGGAGAUGGCCAGGAGGGCGUUUAUGACGGAGGAGGGGGAGAGGGUUAGGCGGUUGGGGACGGGGAUUGAGGGGGAGGGGGAGGCGGCGGACGGGGGGAAGGAGAUGCCGCCGCCGCCGGUGCCGUCGUUUGCCAGGGUGAAGAAGGCGAGGAAGCCGCCUAUCGGUGGGCUGGGGAUUAAGAAGAAGCCGUCGUUGGUGUAGUAUGGGCUUCUUCAUUCUUCGUUCUUUCAUUCUUUCUUGUUUGUGUUAGGGAUGGAGUUCGGCAUGGCAUGGCAUGCUUACAACUACUGGAGUAUGGACACAGCAUUCAAACAUAAACUGUCUUGAUUAAUUAUGAUACACCAGCAAUGCAUAGUAAAGAACAAUG
Aspergillus heteromorphus CBS 117.55 is the source of this 1130-nucleotide messenger RNA. RefSeq names its product Saf4/Yju2 family protein. The record is from RefSeq and is a predicted model, not a curated record. NCBI's taxonomy places the organism in Eukaryota, Fungi, Ascomycota, Eurotiomycetes, Eurotiales, Aspergillaceae. Gene Ontology annotation, cellular component: U2-type catalytic step 1 spliceosome. Gene Ontology annotation, biological process: mRNA splicing, via spliceosome. The transcript is spliced from 4 exons. The coding region runs from base 131 to 964 and encodes 277 amino acids.